Messenger RNA from Lytechinus variegatus (green sea urchin), 4911 nucleotides. RefSeq lists its product as uncharacterized. Gene Ontology annotation, biological process: tRNA-type intron splice site recognition and cleavage. Gene Ontology annotation, cellular component: tRNA-intron endonuclease complex. The transcript is spliced from 11 exons. The record is from RefSeq and is a predicted model, not a curated record. NCBI's taxonomy places the organism in Eukaryota, Metazoa, Echinodermata, Echinoidea, Temnopleuroida, Toxopneustidae. Bases 433 to 2883 code for a protein of 816 amino acids.
CGUGUUUAUGUAUACAAGGUCCAAAUGCACGUGUACUGCCGUGUGACGACAACCCGUGACGUCGAUCUGCAUACCGUAUAUCCAUCUGCCGAGUAGAUGGCGAUGUGAGCGGCGCUGACGCCGAAGCUAGCCGGGGUGCAGCCGGGCCGGGCUCAAGAGAGCGCGAGGGUACGGCAGCGUAGCUCAUCGUGAAUGCAAUACGGAGUAUACCUGGCCGAAAAAUUAUUUAAAAAGUCCAAAAUUCACAGGAUUCAUGCUAGAAAGAGCAGAAAGGAAUUGAUAGAACUUUGAUGAUGACUUGAAUGCUGCAGCUGAGUUUUAUAAAAGGAGGCAAAACUGAAGUCGGGGUUUGCUCUAAAGAAGUACAAGGACCUCUUUCAUAUUACAGGAUACUGCCCAAAUCCCCUAAAAGGGGUCAAACGUGCAGGAGUAAUGGAGUCUGAAUUUACCAUGGGUGCUUCUUUAGGAGAAGUUGAUAUCAAGGACUUUGUUUUGAGCGCGAAGGAUCUGAUUGAGCACAACCACAGUCAGACGACGAUACCUUACAGAGGACCUAAAGAAGGCCAUCCGGACGGAAGCACCAAACAAGAGCAACAGAUCGAGAGAAGGAGAGAUCAAAGACAUGAGCUACUCGGGAAUCAAAGAGUAUCCAGACUUGGCACAUUAUCAGUUGGAGAAUGGGAGCCCGAUAAAGAGCUAGUGGUUGUCAAAAGCCACAAGGGAAAGUUUUGGCGCACCAUGGGCUACAUGCUGCAAGGUCAGAAGUACCUCUAUCCUGAAGAAGGCUUGUUUCUUCUUGAAGUGGGUUCAAUGGAGUUGAAAUAUGGUGGUACUCCCCUCUCUGUCCAGCGUGCAUACAAUCUGCUGAUCCCGACUUACAUACCUAAGGAACAUUAUAGGGUGUACUGCCAUCUGAUGCGCCUUGGAUACAUCACUACACGGCACAUAGAGUCUGAUGUCACAGACUAUGAAUAUCGGCUUCGGAUGCAUCAAUACCGCCACACCCAGAACUUGGCCUACCAUAAGGUUCAGGGAUGGUUUCAGCAGCUUGGGGAUGACCAACCCAUGAAUUCCAUUUGGCCUGAUAGCGACUCCAAUGGUGGAAGCCUCAGCUCCAUAACCUCCCAGAACUGGUACAAGCGCAACAGGAUGUCAGCAGGCAACAGCAAUGCCAACACGAACAGCAGCAAUGGAAGGGAGCAGUCUGGCUGUGAUUCUUCAGAGGUAGGAAGUGCAGGAGAGAUGUCAAGAGCCAUCAAAGCCAGACAGAGAAACCAUAAAUCACCUGGAAAAUUGAGCAAUGUGAAAAAGUACAAAACUUGUGAGAAGGAGGAAGGGCUAGAUGAAAUGAAAUCUUUGGAGCAUAUGAGUGAUAUCAACGAACAGGAAAGGUGUUCAAAGCACACCAAGGUAGCAGAUGAUGAGGAAAAUUCAGGGGUCUCAAGAGACUUAAAACAAUCUGAAGAGCAAGAUGGAGAAACUGCAAGAGCGGAAAAGACUUGUGAGUUUGUGGAACCAAUGGAACCGAUUGAUAGCCCUGAAAAGAUCACCAAAGCUUUGAAAGACACUUCAGAUGACAGUUCUGUUUAUUCUGAUGGUCCCGUUUUUCCUGAAGAAGAUACUGGCAAAGGGUCAGGUUUUGAGGACAUGAGUAUCAGUCUUUUAGAUUUUCAUAAGAGAAGGCUGACUGCAAGCAGUGAGGAUGGCUCAAAGAAACAUAAAAAGAUGAAAAUGAGUUAUACGGAAAGCGAUAGCAGCCAAGGAAAAGGAAAGUUCAGAUUGUCUUCACACCUCAAUGUUACUCCACCACUUCCACCUCACUCUGACAAAAAAGCUUGUACACUUGAUGAUAGUGGGAAAGACACACGAAGUGACCUUGACCAGGAGUCGGCCAAGCUUGAUCAAAAUUAUAGAUUGUCAAGUAAACGGUUCAAACAGGGCUUAAAGCAAGUAAAGCACAAGCACCAUGAGAGAAGUGUUAGCUCCGAUCUAGGGCUCUCUGACACUGCCUCUGAGACAUCUGUAGAUCUUGAAGAGUUCCUGGACAUGGUGGUCCCGAUGAUGCAAGGAGCACCCAAGGGACCAGAGAUCAAUGACCAGGACAUCCAAGCCUAUUUGGAGUAUCCUCACUGGAACUUUGAUAAGAUUGCACUACCAGACAUUGCCUCAAGCAUCAAGCCUGCGCACCUUCCAUUCCCAUCCAAGGAGCUGGUACCGGCAAGCAUUGCUGCCGGCCGUUGCAUGGAAAACGUAGCAAUGGUUGAAGACAAACAGCUGGAGCUUACUAAGCUGUGCAACAACAACAAGAUGCUCCUGGCCAAGUCCAAGAAGAUCAUAGAUGUUCUUGAGAUCAUUGGUGACAGGAAGGAUAAGAAUCAGGACUCGAAGACUACAAGUGACACUGCCAAGGAACCUGACAAUUGGAAGGAGUAUAAGGAGAAGAAACACCAGGAGGAGCAAAAUUUGACUGAGUUGGUCAAUUCCCCUGUGGGCCAUCUCUGGAGUGGAACUGUCAAGCCCUUGGUGAAACCAUGUGAUGCAAAAUCAACAGGUCAUUUGUUAAACAAACUACAGGUCAUCCAGGCGGCCAAUCUGACCUGUGAACAUUCAGGUCAAAGAUUCUCUCCACCAAUUGUGGACUCCAAGAUUGUGUUUGAUGUAUUCUUGCCGGAUAAGAAGUACAAGAAAACCAACCCUGGUCAGCCUAACUUUUGUGUGGUGGUCUGCAGUGAGGAAGAUCCUGUCCCUGAGCUUGCUGCUCAGCUUGAUCUCCUGAUGAAGGCCGCUCCUGUCCCACUCAUAUGGGGUGUUGUCGACAACGCUGACAUCAACUUCUACACCCUCAACGACAUCGAACUCCCUGUCGACAUCACCAUUGGUUAAUCAUCACUUGAUGAUGAUGAUGACGAUAUGCAAACCACUUGCGCUCAAAAUAAAUUCGUUCUUUAUACGGAUGCUUGGAAUUCAGGAUAUUUGUAUUUCUAGUUCAGCAUAUGCUAGUAGGCAUACGUGCAAAAUCAUGUUUAAUUGCAUUUGUGCAUGUAUCUUGAAAAAAACGACACAAGAAUAAUCUUGGUUUUUCUAUUUAAAUAAAAGUAGAACCAUUAUGUCAUUAAAGAGUUUUUAAACCUUGUGGAUACAAAGAGGCAAAGCAAGUUUUGAUUAUAUGGAAGGUUAGUGGAACACAAGAUGUUAUUAUGUUUCAUGUUGAAUAUUCAGAUCGUUGGAGAAAUGAUUUCGGCACUUAAGUCAUCAAACUCGGUCUGAAGAGGUCUUUAUAAUCUAAAACAAGGUGAAUAUAUGUAUAUUAUUUUUGUUUGUUUUGUGUGUGUGUUUAUUUGUCUAGUGAUGAAAAAUAUGAUAAUGGAACACAUUUUACGAUGCUAUGUCAUUGCCUUUAUUCUGUUGUUAAAGAGUGAAAGUUUUAAAGAGAGGAGUAAAGAAGUCAAAUUGUUAACAAUUAUUAUGAUCACAUCACAAAAUAUUUUAGUGACUUCUGUACCGUAAAUGUCCCAUUUGACUUUUAAAUGUAGCAUUUUAGAACUUUGAAUCUGCUUCCUCUUGCACAAGUCUGACCAAUAACAGUUUCACAUGUGAAAUAGUCAACAGGUUUAGAAUCACUCAAUUUUGUUUCACCUAAAACCAUAGUAUUUUGUGAAAAGGGUACUUGUUCUGUGGUUUGUUUAAUUGUGUAAGACAAGUUCUGAAAGCUGAAAGUCUCACGUUCUCAUUAAUAUUUUCAAGCUAUUAAUGCAAGAAACGUAACAAGAUAGAGAUGCAUAGGUUUCACUUUAAAACAACACAGUCACGUAAUCAUGUAUUGAGUAUUACAGACUGAUAAUAUUGUGUAUUUAUUCAAGUUGAAUCAAGUCCAACUUUCACCAAUGUUGUGUCACAAAUAGACAUUGUUUUUUAAAACAAUUAUUUUUCUACCAAACAUCAAUUAAAAGCAGAAAUGUACAUCACGGCAAAGGAAUCUAAAGGUUAUUUUUUAUUUGUGUAAAUAUACAUGCAACAGCUCAUGCAGCCUAUUUUAGUCCAGAUAUGUUGAAGCAGUUAAUGUUUAGGAAAAAGUAGCUUACUAAUUAGCUCUUAUAACAUUAUCUCUUGUUGUAAUGCCUUUAAAGUAUUAUACAGUGCAUCCCACAAAAAAUAAAUCUGUUUUCAGAUAUAGAUUUCACAAUCAAUUAUUAAAGAUAUUUUUACUAUAAAUUUGAUACUCGUGGCAAGAGUUGAAUCUUAUCUCAAAUUUGAAACUAUUAGCUAAGCAAAUCGUUCAAGCAUGGCAGAUCACAAACAGUAAAUAUUGAGGCAUAUCAGAAACGAUUUGUGUAGAAACUCACAUGUAUAUCUGAAUCCACUCUCAUUUCAGGGAUCAGCGGGAGAAUCUUAACAAAGAAUACAAAAGAAAUGCGUCAAAUAAGCACGUCGUCGUAUCUCAAACCAAUCUGGUCCACUUUUUCUGCGCAACCUGGUUUGACAUGAAAAUUUCAAACUCAUCUUGCUCAUUAAUGUCUCAUAUUAGAUAUGAAAUAAGGAAGAAUAAUUGAGUUAUAUGACUAUGUUAAUGAAAUAUUAUUUAUUUGCCUUUUGAAGAAAUGGAACCAGCAAUUAAAUUUCACUUUUAUGCUUGAUUUUUCUUUUUUCUCGAAUAAAUUUGCUUUUUAAGUGGAUUUGGCUAUGUUAUGCUUUGCACCCAUAUCCUUUGCUAUGCACAGCUAUCGUUCACUGUAAAGACGCAUUUUUUAAUCUUUUAGAAAGAUAGUUUGUGUGUUUGUGUAUUGUAUUUGUAUGUAUGGUAUUGCAAUCAAAAUAUAUAUAUAUUCAUAAAUUUAGAAUUGCACAUUAUGUGUCUUGAAAUGUGAUGGGAUUUAAGAAUUGUGACAAUAAAUGUGCUUUAUGAUUACUGUA